AUGGCCGAAUCACCGGAGCAUGAAAAGACGGCCUUGCCGCAGGACGCCAGCGGCGCCGGCGACGGCAAAGGCGCCGCAGACGAGGCGCGCCUCGGAGACUCGGUCGCCGUCGGCUACGACGACAUCGCCAUCAUCCCCAAGGGGCAGAUCGACCCGGUCUACGAGGCUAAAGCGCGCGUCCUCAACCGCGCCAUCCAGGAGAUGGGCAUGGGCUGGUACCAGUGGCAGCUCUUCAUCGUCGUCGGCUUCGGCUGGGCCAGCGACAAUCUGUGGCCCAUCGUCACGUCCCUCAUCCUGACUCCGGUCGGCAAUGAGUUCCGCCCGACCCGCCUGCCGCUCCUCACCCUGUCGCAGAACAUCGGCCUGCUCGCCGGCGCCAUCUUCUGGGGCUUCGGCUGCGACAUCUUCGGCCGUAGGUGGGCCUUCAACCUGACCCUCGGCCUCACCGCCCUCUGGGGCCUCGUGGCGGCCGGUUCGCCCAGCUUUGCGGCGAUAGGCGUGUUCGACGCCUUCUGGUCCUUUGGCGUUGGGGGCAACCUCCCCGUCGACUCUGCCAUAUUUCUCGAGUUCCUACCGCAAUCGCACCAGUUCCUACUCACCAUCUUGUCCCUCGACUGGUCCUUGGCGCAGGUCAUCGCCACCCUGGUCGCCUGGCCCCUGCUCGGCAACCUGACCUGCCAGCAGACCGACAAGAACUGCACCAAAGGCGAGAACAUGGGCUGGCGCUACUUCCUGAUUGCCAUGGGCGGCCUGACGCUCGUCAUGUUCUUCAUCCGCUUCGUGCUCUUCAAGAUCUACGAGUCGCCCAAGUACCUGGUCGGCAAGGGCCUGGACGAGAAGGCCGUCGAGGUCGUGCACAAGGUCGCCAAGCUGAACAACAAGACGACAACGCUCACGAUAGAGGAUCUCAGGGCCUGCGAGCCGGAUGGCUACGUGUUUGAGGGCAGCAACGCCACCGACGCUAUCAAGCGGCAUCUAGAGGACCUCAAGUUCGAUCGCGUCAAGGCGCUCUUCGCUACGGGCCGUCUGGCCCUCUCGACGGGCAUGAUCAUGGCUGUCUGGGCGCUCAUCGGCCUUGCGUAUCCCCUAUACAACGCCUUCAUCCCAUAUAUCCAGGCGAGCCGCGGCGUUAGCUUUGGUGACGGCUCGACGUAUAUCACAUACCGGAACUCCCUCAUCAUAGCCGUUCUCGGCGUGCCUGGUGCGUUGCUGGGAGGGUUCUUGGUGGAGCUGCCUCGCCUGGGUAGGAAGGGCACGCUGUCGCUUUCGACUGUCAUCACGGGCGUGUUUUUGUAUGGUUCGACGACGGCAAAAACCUCCAAUGCGCUGCUGGGUUGGAACUGCGCUUUCAACUUUACCAGCAAUAUCAUGUACGCUGUGUUGUAUGGUUUUACGCCGGAGUUGUUCCCUACGCCGCAAAGAGGCACUGGCAAUGCCCUGACGGCGACCUGCAAUCGCGUGUUUGGUAUCAUGGCGCCGAUUGUGGCCAUGUUUGCGGAUUUGUCGACCUCUUCGCCUGUUUAUGCGAGUGGUGCCCUAUUCAUCGCCGCAGUCUGGAUACCGGUGUUCGAUGAUCUCCAGACUCCUCCUCACUUCGGGCACCCGACAACAUCAAGCUUCAUUGUAUACACCAUAGAUCUGCGAUAUCGUCUACAAGAUCCCGUAACCAUGACGACGGACAGCUCGCCAAAAACCGACCCAAGACGAGUCAAUACUCUCUGUUCCCAAUGCUCCAAGGUGGAUUUCCGUAUCCUGUUUCAGCCUGAUUUCAAAUCCUUUAAGCUCGGCACUUUGUCUUCUAUCGCCCAGAACAAGACAUGCCCACUCUGCAGCCUCGUUUUAAAGGCUGUCAAUACGUAUUGGAGACAAUGGGCUGCUGAUAAGGUAGACUUCAACAGCUGUACACACAUCAACUUUUGUAUCAAGACCAAUUUUUGGGCGCACGCUGCUACGCCAUACGAGGUGAGAAAGUGUUCCCUUGGCUUGGGCAACAUACAGCUCCUACAAUCAAGGCUUUUCCGAUUCAGACCAGUCCUGGGAACGGACUGGAUACCAGACGAACGCCUGCGCAGUUAUAGGUCCAGCCCUAUCUAUACUCUCUGCAGUUUGGACAGGGUGCCCACCGGAGAGUUCAGCACGUUUCCCAGUGAUCCGGGGACAGAUAGGACUCAAACCCUGCAGAGACGCCUAAUCCCAGAAGUGGUCAAUAUCCCUCUCAUCCAAGCUUGGAUCCGCGAGUGUUGCCAACGCCACGGGCAUUACAAGGACAGAGCCGCGUCCCAGUCAGAACUGCGGGCAACUGGAAAAUUUCGUGUCAUCGACGUAGUCAACUCCUGUCUUAUAGAGCCGACUCAGCUCAUAGAUUACAUUGCCCUCUCAUAUGUAUGGGGGGACUCUGCAGCAAGACGCAAGGCUGUCAACCCCACCGGGUGGUGGAAUAGUUUCUUUGCAGAAAUCGGCAGUUUGAACAACACUCCCAGAUUUCGCCGCCUACGCCUUGGUCGACUCGGCAAUCGGAAAAACACGCCCCAAGUUCGACGCUUACGCCUUGAUCAACUCCCAGUCACUAUUCGUGAUGCCAUUGACCUAGUCAGAUCUCUGGAUUGGAGAUAUGUAUGGGCUGAUAUGCUGUGUAUUCGACAAGACGACGCGCUUGACCAGGAAGUCUUAGUCAAGAAGAUGCAUCAUGUCUACGAGGGGGCUUCCUUCACAGUGGUGGCGGCUGGAGGAGAUAAUGCCGAGAGUCCACUUCCUGGUCUCCGCAAGGGCACAAGAAUUCCAGAGUCAGCGCAUGAUAUCCCAACAAACCAUGGCGUACUGAAACUAGCAUUGGCCACCCGAGAUCUGAAAUCCAUAUUGUCGUCACUGCCCUGGAACACUCGCGCUUGGACUUUUCAAGAAGACCUGCUCUCUGCUUGCUGUUUGUUCUUCUCCCCGGGCGAGGUCUUUUAUUCAUGUCAACACAACUCUCGACAACAUGAACUGCCGCCGGUCCACUUCUACAAAGGCUUCGUGAAGGGCCGUUUCAGCGAAUACAGAGAAAGUUACGUGCUGGAAACAAGGGACACCCUCACCGCCUACCAAUGCGCAUCGCCUUGGCACGAUAUGUGGAUUAAGGGUCCGACUUAUGGCCUACGGUCCGAAGCGAAAAUUAUCUGCCCGCCAUCACGAGAUGAUCAGGGCACUGAGAACCAAUAUGUACUUAACCCUUUCGAUUUUGCACCUCCGCCACCGUCCGCCGUUGACUUCAGGGAAUACGCAUCAUUCGUUCGCGAAUAUACGAGGCGUCGUCUGACGCACCACAGCGACACCGUCCAGGCGUUCAUAGGCAUCCUGAGCAAGUUUGGCGCGGAGAGCCAGCUAGGGCUAGAUGCAGAAUUCCACGGCCUGUUAGAGGCCCAAUUUGAAAUGGCUCUACUAUGGACCUCUAACUUGGAUGUUUCCCUCGUCCGAAGACGUAUCUCGGCAACCAACGGCGCGGUCAUAAGGCGAUAUUCGCAAUUUCCCAGUUGGGCGUGGGCUGGCUGGGACGGCCCUGUCGAAUACCUUGUGGAUAGGGAUCCAAUGAGUGAACCGCUGGUUGGUCCUUCAGCUUCAUCACAUCACAGCCACGACCACCGCUGGGUUUUCUGGCCAGUGACAUUUCUGCCUAAAAGCGGCUCCUUGAAAAUGACUCGAUCAUUCAGAUUCAGCAGCACCAACAAUGAUGGCCGACUUGUAUGCUGGCUUUUGGAGGUCGAAGACCGGGCCGGCCAGGUCCCUAAUAGGCCCAGCACACCGAGGGAUUCUCUUGUGUUGACAAUCUUCACAUAUGUUGCGAAAGUGCGGCUGGAGUCGGGAAACAGCUUCGUGGCCAGGGAAUAUGAUAACAGGUAUGGUGUUCCCUGUGUAAAGAUCCACUCUUCCGAGGGCUCCCGCGGAACGGCAGCCCUGUUAGACUCACGGUCCUUGAUCGAACAUUCACUCGACGACCCCGAUAUGUACAGGCUGGUUGCCGUCGGGCGGGGCCAUCGACGUCCGCCUGCUAAUGCGCCGGUCGAAUGGGUUGUCCUUGUGGUCAAGCGGCAAGGAGACUGCUGGGAACGGAUCGGACUGACUACCAUCCGCGAUGAUUCAUUUACUAGAGACUUACAGUGGAUCAACCUCGCGUAA
Messenger RNA from Thyridium curvatum, 4152 nucleotides. RefSeq lists its product as uncharacterized. Gene Ontology annotation, molecular function: transmembrane transporter activity. The transcript is spliced from 4 exons. The record is from RefSeq and is a predicted model, not a curated record. NCBI's taxonomy places the organism in Eukaryota, Fungi, Ascomycota, Sordariomycetes, Thyridiales, Thyridiaceae. Gene Ontology annotation, biological process: transmembrane transport. Gene Ontology annotation, cellular component: membrane. Bases 1 to 4152 code for a protein of 1383 amino acids.